Messenger RNA from Apiotrichum porosum, 579 nucleotides. RefSeq lists its product as uncharacterized. Bases 1 to 579 code for a protein of 192 amino acids. The transcript has a single exon. Lineage: Eukaryota; Fungi; Basidiomycota; Tremellomycetes; Trichosporonales; Trichosporonaceae. The record is from RefSeq and is a predicted model, not a curated record.
AUGCGCGAAACGCUUCCAAGCACAGCCCUUCUCUCGGCCCAGGAGAGUCACGAGAGGAGGCGCGCCAGCCUGCGCAACAGGCACCCAGUCAACCCCAUCCCCGCCCAGUCCGCGGCGACCGACCCUCGCACGCAACAGCCCCGCCAGCAGGAGGGCAAUGUCACGCUCCAGGGCCAGUCGUCGAUGCCCCCGCCACCCACACCAGAGGCCCCAGAGGCCCCGCCGUCGAAGCGCGUGGCUGCGCCUUCACACUCUCAUGUCACCUCCCAACGCCAGCACCUCGACGCAGCCCCCCAACCAGACGCGGACAUGGCUGUCCCAAAGGACGGCGUCGACUCGGGUCCCAAGACAGCCGACCAACGCUCCAUCGGUGAGAGGCUGGUUGCUCUUGUGGACGACAUGGCGCGCAAGACGCUCGCAAUCAUCGUUCGGAGGGAUGCCGUUUGCCAGGAGCUUCUUGGCAACGACCUCACAGACGAAGAGAAGGUUGACCUUUGCGAGAUGUUUGCCGAACACAUUGGAGGUCCCUUGGAGGAGGCGCACGGCCAGUUUCGCUCUGUGUUCAAGAAUGACGAGUAG